Molecule: messenger RNA, 6835 nt
Organism: Apodemus sylvaticus (European woodmouse)
Lineage: Eukaryota; Metazoa; Chordata; Mammalia; Rodentia; Muridae
Gene: Senp1
Product: SUMO specific peptidase 1
Biological process (GO): protein desumoylation
Cellular component (GO): nucleus
Molecular function (GO): deSUMOylase activity
Source: RefSeq, a predicted model, not a curated record
UGGGGGAGGGGUGAGGAUGGAGGGAGACUGGGCCGGGAGGCUGUGUCGGACCGGGCCCGCUGGCGUCCGCUGGGCUGAGCGGAAGAGAGGACCGCGGUGGGGACCGUGCCCUUUCUUCCGCCCCGCCCCUUGGGACCACCUCCAUUCCCCCCUGCGGUCCGGCGGCGGCUGGCUGGCCCGGGUCUGGUAGCUGGGCUGACUGAGGCCGCCCUUUCAGGCCUCCGUCUCCCGACCCGCGGAGAGGCCAUCUCCCUGCGGUCGCAGCAGGGCCUUCUCCGCGCCCAUCUCCACUUUUCCAAAGAGAGAAGGCCGGCUGGGAUUCCGGGAGUUUCCCGCCAGAGCAGGGUCCUCCUGAGGGAGAGCUGUUUUCCACCGGGAAGUUGAGCUUCGGCUCCCACCUGCUUCUCCUCUCUUCUUCCUUGAAACCUGAAUGCUCCUCCUGCCUGCCGUGUCUCACCUACACAAUUCUCCAACUCUUUUACCCCGCGGUAUUUCCCUGGGAUGUGAUAAUCGCUAGAGCCACCACCAGAGAAACGUCAGGACCCUUGUGCACAGGUUAUGAAAACCCCCCUAACUGCCCAGGUCUUACCUGGCUCAUCGCCUCUUGGAUUUUGUGUUUUUACUAAAGUUAGUGAUGUGAAAAGACCUGAAAUGGAAGACACAGCUGACGGGGUGAAGAUGGAUGCUGGGGAGGUGACCUUAGUCAACCACAGCUCCACCUUCAGAACCCGCCUCUUGCGGCAGUCUGGCUUUCCAGAGGACCAGCCUUUGCUUUCUGACCAGCAGAUCCUGCCUUUUAGGCAGGGGACUUUAGACCGAGCUUUCACGUGUUCUACAAGAAGUGCAGCCUAUAAUCCAAAUUAUCACUCAGAUAACCCUUCCUCAGACAGUUUCCUUGGCUCAGGUGACAUAAGAACCUUUGGUCAAAGUGCAAAUGGACAAUGGAGAAAUUCCACUCCAGCAUCAGGCUCAGCAUUGCAAAAACCAAGAAAUAGCCGAAGUCUUUACCUCGAAACCCGGAAGACCUCAAGUGGAUUAUCAAAUACGUUUGUGGGAAAGUCCAAUCACCACUGCCACGUGUCUGCGUAUGAAAAGUCAUUUCCCAUUAAGCCUGUCCCAAGUCCGUCCUGGAGCGGGUCGUGUCGUCGCAGUCUUUUAAGCCCUAAGAAAACUCAGAGGCGACAUUUCAGCACAGUAGAAGAGACAGUUCAAGAAGAAGAGAAGGAGAUCUACAGACAGCUGCUGCAGAUGGUCACAGGGAAACAGUUCUCUGUAGCCAAGCCCACAACACAUUUUCCGUUACACCUGUCUCGGUGUCUUAGUUCCAAUAAGAACUCUUUGAAAGACUCGCUGUUGAGAAACGGAAACUCUUGUGCAUCUCAUGUCAUUGGUUCUGAUACGUCAUCCUCUGGAUCUGCCAGCAUUUUAACUGCACAGGAGCAGUUGUCCCACAGUGUACAUUCCCUGUCAUCUGGUACCCCGGAUGUUGCCUUUGGAUCCAAAGACUCUGAUCCUCACCAUCACCUCUCUGCACCUCAUCAGCCAGAUAGCUUACCAGCAUCAAAUACACAAUCCGAAGGAUCAGACUCUGUGAUUUUACUCAAAGUGAAGGAAUCUUCGACUCCAGCUUCCAGUCCUACUUUCUUCCAAGCAGAGCUAUGGAUCAAAGAAUUAACUAGUGUUUAUGAUUCUCGAGCUCGGGAAAGAUUGCGCCAGAUUGAAGAACAGAAAGCAUUGGCACUACGGCUUCAAAACCAGAGAUUGCAGGAGCAGGAACACGCUGUACUUGAUUCCAUAGAACUUCACCUUCGUGUACCUCUUGAAAAGGAGAUUCCUGUCACAGCUGCCCAAGAAACUAGGAAAAAAAGUCACCAACUAACUGAUAGUGAAGAUGAAUUUCCUGAAAUUACAGAGGAAAUGGAAAAAGAAAUAAAGAAUGUAUUUCGUAAUGGCAACCAGGAUGAAGUCCUCAGUGAGGCAUUCCGCUUGACCAUUACACGCAAAGACAUUCAGACUCUAAACCAUCUAAACUGGCUCAAUGACGAGAUCAUCAAUUUCUACAUGAAUAUGCUAAUGGAACGCAGUAAAGAGAAGGGAUUUCCAAGUGUACAUGCGUUUAAUACCUUUUUCUUCACUAAGCUAAAAACAGCUGGUUAUCAGGCAGUGAAGCGUUGGACAAAGAAAGUGGAUGUAUUUUCUGCUGACAUCCUUCUGGUGCCUAUUCACUUGGGUGUGCACUGGUGUCUGGCUGUUGUAGACUUUAGAAAGAAGAGUAUCACCUACUAUGAUUCUAUGGGUGGAAUAAACAACGAGGCCUGCAGGAUCCUCUUGCAAUACCUAAAACAAGAAAGUGUUGACAAGAAGAGGAAAGAGUUUGACACCAACGGCUGGCAGCUCUUCAGCAAGAAAAGCCAGGAAAUCCCACAGCAGAUGAAUGGAAGUGACUGUGGAAUGUUUGCUUGCAAAUAUGCUGACUGCAUUACCAAAGACAGACCAAUCAACUUCACACAGCAACACAUGCCAUAUUUCCGGAAGCGAAUGGUCUGGGAGAUCCUCCACCGGAAGCUCUUGUGAAGACUGUCUCAGUGAGAAGACAGACAUUGAGCCUAUGGGGAACCAGCCUUUGCCAUCGACAGCCGGAGACCUUGGAAACAGCUGCUCCUAACCCCCUGUCCUUGUACAGCCCUUGAUCCUGGACCAGACCAGGCAAGAUGCAUUCACAAGCACAUCUGCCUUUCCUUUUGUAUCUCAGAUACUAUUUUUGCAAAGAAACUUUGGUGCUGUGAAAGGGGUGAGGAACAUCCCUCCUGAAGAGAGACUGCUUUUCACUUCAGCUCUGCUGUCUUGUUUUCCAAGGGCUCCAGAUCACUGAGUCCCUCAUUAAGAGUCCAAGGAAAACUUGGGAAGAAUCUUGGUUUCAUAUAAAUUCUUGUUGCUAGGCCUUACCGAGAAGUAGGAAAGGGCAUGGGCAGCAGGUAGGGAUAAAAACCACCAGCAUGUAGACAUACACAUAGUCCCCAAGAUGCAGAGUCAGGAAUGGAACCACAAACUGGACUCUGAGGCACAAGCAUAAGUCUCCUCCUCCAGAACCUUCCUAUUUAUGUGCCCUCCAUGAAACCAACUGCUUCUCCUCAAAGUUGUUUCCUCACUGGUAGAGUCAUCCCAUUGUGAGCACACUGCACAAGCCCCGGCAGACCCUAAAAUCUCCAGCAGUCCUUUCCUUACACGCAGGGGUUGUAUGUGCAAGCACACAUGUGCUGUGGGAGGGCCCACCCCGAAGCACUGAGUGCAGCGGCCGGCCGGGCCCCAGCUUCACUACUGCCUGCUUCUGACCGAGAAGGACCCCAGUGGUUAGCACCACAUACCAGAGUUGGAUGAGUACAGGUCUAGGUGGUCUGUGGCUAGUUAGUUUAAAUAUGUUUCUAACCACCACAGAGAAUUUUAUAUACCUAUAUACCUAUAUGUGUGUAUACAUACAUACAUAUACACACACAAUGUGAAAUAUAUAUUUCACAGGGAUAUGCUUUUAAAAGAAAAAAGACUGAAUGUGUUCAUCAUUUAGUCUGUAGGUUUAUUUUCAUCUUUCAAAUUCCAGCACACAGUGAUCCCAGCAAGCCCUGUGUAUCGGGCAUUUGUAGAUUUCCUAAGAGUAUUUUGAGGCCUGGAUGAAUCUGGUUUAGGAGUAAAGGUUAUCAAGGUGGAUGACGCUGUCAGCUAAAGAUGGGGUGGAACUUGGAUGGGCUUGAGGUUUUUAAACUGCUCUUUCUUGUUUGUAGCACCUCUCCCCCUACCCCUCACAGAGCUCCUGAGGUGAGAUGGUGAGGGGACACAGUGCCAGUGUCCUUUUGUACUUAAGUUCCACAACAGGGACGUUUUCUACUUUCUGUAUGGUGACCAGUAGUUUUCUAUGCAGUCUCCUCCCCGCUUCCCUUAUGCCAGCCCUUCCAGCACUGUGCUCUCUCCUUGGGCUUAUUUGGAAAUUUUGCUCUGUUUUAUACCAAUCUUGUUUAGUACAUUUUUCUAUGUUUUACCACAAGUUACAAUUUGAAAACAACAACAACUAUUUUUUUUACUCCUCCAUUGUUAAAUGAAUGUUACCGUCUCCACUCCAGCAGCCUGCGCCCUCUUGCCUCCCCCUGCAUGUUGGGGGCCGAGGGCCCGCUGUACAUUGGUGUUUCUUUCUCUCGCUGCUUCUCCUUCCUCACUCUUCCUCCCUUUCUUUUUCUCUUGAUUUUCCAUAGGAAAUAAAUAGCUUUCUAUAUAUGAGUUGCUGGGCCCUUUCACAUUCUCUUUUAGAAAACUGGCAGGCAGACUCAGCACAGGACUCAAAGCUACUGUCUGACUAAGUGACCGCUCACACAGACACGCUCCUCAGACUUCUCUCAAUAUUAUCUGGGGCUCAUCACAAGAUGGUUUUCUGUGGUUGUUUUUUCCUUUAGACAAUAUCUGUUUUAUCAUCCUCAGAGACUUUUUGUAUGGACCAAAACAACAAAUAUUUAUUGCCAUGAAUUGCAGAAUAUGAGACAUGCAACAAAAGCACUUUGCAAAAUAUAUAGAAUUGUUGACCCAGUCUGAAGUUGGCUGGCUUCAGAUUUAAACUCCAAUGCAGAUGUUUAACUCCAAUGCAGGUUAAAUGUACCAGGUAAAAGCUAAUGGUCCUAAGACCACUGUCCACGCAGAAUAAUAGGAAUAAGUCAGACUGUGGGGGGUGGGGGGGCUUAAUGGGAACCAAGUGCAGACAAGUAUCUGGAAACUUCGCCAGUUCAAGUGGACGUUGGCGACCAAGACUGAAGCUGUUUGUGUAUUUCAUGGCCCAGGGUAUGCUACCAGUAUCUCUUUUAACCUGCUCUAAACAAUCUGAUAACCAUCUCCCCUCUGCUAUACAAGGCAUAUGUGAAGGAUGAUAGCAUGGCAGUUACAGACUCUUCAGUGAAAUCCACAGUCCCGGCCGUCAUCUAGAGUGUACACAGAAAAUGAGACUGCUUCUGCCCCUUUGAGAACGUAUGCUAUGAUGUAUGGAAGAUGGCUGCACCCAGGGGAUCACUCGAGACCCACUGUGACUACCAGAAGUCCUUUGUAGGGUUCAGUGUACUUGUCCACAGACAGCCUAGGGACUCGCUGUCAGUCCACUCUUCCUCCUAUCCUUUAGAUGCCCUCAGCACUGCUUUAGCAUUUAGUGGUUGAAGGGGACAGCAGAUAACCCAGCAAAACGUUCCUAUCUACCCCAUCUCACAACCUGCCCAUCACCACCACCUGGUCUUAUACACCCAUGAUACGAUCAGUCAUUAGAGGAUGGAGAGAGAGGGGGCUUGUUAAAGAGCUGCUUUGUGUUUAAAUCUUAACCUCUGAUCCUCCUGUGCCAUCCUCCAAGCUCUGGGAAAAGGUCAGAAUAAGAAAUGACUAACAUUUUAUUGUUUGGUUUUUCCUUGCUCUACCCGCAUGCCCGAUGCUAGGUGGAGUAAGAUGCUGUAAGUUAAUGUUGACGGUUAGUAUCAGCACUGCCUUGGUUGUAGAAUUAAGGCUACACAAGAGCCUUGCUCAAUACAGCAUGCCUAGGUGUAGGCUGGCCUUCUGUCUGAGCUGAGGAACAGCUGCUGAUAGUUCAGUGACUGCUAGAGAUUGCCUUACCCUAGACAGAGCCAGCUGCUAGGAAGGCACAUGUGGGAGGAUGGUACCCAAGAGCACAGGCUCCAUUCUGCUCAGGCACACCCAGUCUGGUCCUUGUCCAAGUACCCACUAAGUGUGUACACCCAGGCCUGACUAGAGCUCUCCCUGGUCACACUACCUUAAAAUCUCUUGUCUGGACUUCUGUUGUCCUGAUGAGGGAGUGGCCUAACUUCUCUCUGUUUGUCCUUCCUCUGACUUUCUCUUGGUUGGCACAGCAUUGAGCUGCCAAGGCCGGGAGACUGGAUUGGUGCUGUUUUCCUAGCAAAGAGUUCAAGCAUCUGUGUUGUCUGUAAAGAACAAGGCAGGGCUCAUUCUCUGAAACAUUUCUUAAAGAAGAGUAGUGUUGUGAGGGUGCAAGAGAAUUAGUCCUUUGUCAUAACUUCCAAAUACUGUAGGCCCAGAGCAUCUAUUCCGACCUCAAACAGGGCUCCUCUUGGCCUUUAACAGAAGCACCUUCCUCAUCAGUUCGGCAUGUUGCCAUUUGGGGCUCUCGGGCUAUAGCCCAAGAGGCUUAUCAGAACAGCUUUUUAACCCAUUAGCUAGGUUCCUCCUCCGUCCUUUUUAUUGACAGGAAUAUCCCUUGCACAUUCAGACGAUGGGUUCCUUUCUCUUUGUCUUGUCGUGUAAAGGCACUUGUCUUACCUGAAACUCAUAGGGAAUCCUCCGUCUGAAGAUUUCAUAAGUGUGAGGUCAAGCACUUCACUUAGGAGCCCUGAAGGGUGAGAAAGAUGGGUUAACAAAGGAAGUAAAAGCCACCUUGUCCUCAGGGUCUUACAGUCUGUAAGUUUAUAGUUUGCCUGAUUUGGAAGACUAAGCAAACACAGGUAUAAGAAAGAAAGAAUACAGGCUCGUUAGCACACAGUUCAGAAUGAAGCUGAAGUGGAGGAGAGGAUUGAGGUGUAGAUGUGUUAGGGAUAAUGUUGCCUUUUCUGUAUGUGUGACUCUCUAGGCUUCUCCCCCCACCCCCCAAGACAGGGUUUCUCUGUAUAGCCCUGGCUGUCCUGGAACUCACUCUGUAGACCAGGCUGGCCUCAAACUCAGAAAUCCACCUGCCUCUGCCUCCCAGAGUGCUGCGAUUACAGGCGUGCGCCACCACCUCCCGGCUGACUCCCUAGGUUUUUUUUUAAUUGAUUUAUUUAAAAUAAAUUCUGUGGAUUUUGCUUCUGUA